Messenger RNA from Suillus fuscotomentosus, 723 nucleotides. RefSeq lists its product as uncharacterized. The record is from RefSeq and is a predicted model, not a curated record. The transcript has 2 exons. Lineage: Eukaryota; Fungi; Basidiomycota; Agaricomycetes; Boletales; Suillaceae. The annotation marks the transcript as partial.
AUGAUUGCUCGUUGUCGUGCGAAAUGUUGGAUCAUUCAAUUGAAGGAAGAAAACCAGGAUUUGCAACUUUCUACUAAUCAACGUGGAAUCAAAGGUCACAUAAUUGUUUAUCCUCAGCGCCCAGAAGGGAUUGCAAAUGUCUUACCUCCAUCAGUGGAUGACAUUAUUACGCCGAUUUGCAUCAUUUUUGUGGGCUCAUGUCCUCCAACUCGUGCAUGGCUUGAAGAAAAGGCCAAACCUUUGAUAGCUCGGAGAGAAAAAGUUCGUGCUGCAUUAGUUUGGUUGAAGGAACACAAUCAUCUGUAUAAAGAUAUCAUCAUUGAUUUUGAUGUUUUGAAUUCUAUGGAAGAAAAAAUGUUGAUGCCUUUUCACAUCGACCACGUUCUUCCAAAUGAUGCACGUGAUUCCUUGACAUCGAAGUAUGAUGCAACCGAGGCAGUGCAGUCAGAAGAUUUAUCUGAUACUAUGUUUGAAAAUGUUGUAGUCACUGAUGUUGACAGAAAUGCAUCUGCAAAUGAAUUGCGUGCAGCAGCAGUCCGUCAUAUCAAGAACAAAGGCGGUGGAUAUGUCCAGAUCCCUCAUGAUCCUCAACCUGUCAAUGAGUUCUUCGAUCCAAAUCUCUUUCCAAUGAUUUAUCCUACCUUGUUUCCAUAUGGAUUGGGAGGAUUUGAAGACCAUCUACGUCCUGAACCUUUGUCAAUCAAGAGACACAUUAAACACCUU